CGGAGUCGAGGAAGUCUCUUAUUUCAUUUUUAGCACUCGCAACUUCCUCCGCGACACCUCGGAGAUCGACUGCGUCUUUUCUGCGUUGGUCCGGUUCUGCAAGGCAACACUCAGCAGCUUAGAUUCACUCCAACGGAUGAACCUGUGUGUUAGCGUCCUGGGUGACGUGGAACUUCUUCCUAGACAGCUGCAAUCUAAUAUGGCGCAGGUUGAAAUCGCCACUUCUAACGGAAGCCGAAAACACACAUGUCGCUUAUGCACAGCUUACAGCAGCAAACUCAGCAUGAAGAGUACCAUGCUACAUAUGGCAAAUGCUGUGAGAGCAGGUGUCAUCAAAUCUGAUGACGUCACAUCGGAACUCGUCUGGGAUUUGUUAGCGCUAACCGAGGCUUGCGAGACGGAUCUGUGGUACCGAAGCUCCGGCAAGCAAUGCUUAAUUGAACUCAUGGUCCUGCAAAGUGGAUACUCUUACAUGCACAUAGGACCCCAACUAUGGCCUGCAACAGGAUUUUGGGAGUUUGUCUUGGCAAUACUGCACUUCCAGCAUCACUGGCCUUACAUUAAGGCUGUCAAGGAGAGACACCGAAAAUUGGAUGACUCAUCCACCGAUAUGGAUCCUGCGAUAACGAUUCGCCAACGCAUGUUUCUAAGCAGCGUAAAGUUAUGGAGGACGACGUACAUUGGCAAAUUCUGCUCCAGGAAAGUGCUUCAGGAGAAUGGCUGCCUUCCGAAUAACCACCUGUGAAAUGAUUGCACCAAGCAAGUGUUCCUGAAAGCCAGUCCUGUGAAUGCUAGGAUUAUUCGCAGCUCAAUGUUCCCAGGCCAAUAUGUGUAACAUUUCCUCAACUUACUUGCGCAUGUGCCCAUUGUUCUCAGCUAGCCAAGAUAAUCAAGGUAGAUACGUUACUUUAUUACGAGGAACGAUGUCGAGUACCAACAAAUAAAAUAC
This is a messenger RNA of Dermacentor andersoni, 949 nucleotides long. Its product is annotated as dehydrodolichyl diphosphate synthase complex subunit DHDDS-like. Gene Ontology annotation, cellular component: endoplasmic reticulum; dehydrodolichyl diphosphate synthase complex. NCBI's taxonomy places the organism in Eukaryota, Metazoa, Arthropoda, Arachnida, Ixodida, Ixodidae. Gene Ontology annotation, molecular function: ditrans,polycis-polyprenyl diphosphate synthase [(2E,6E)-farnesyl diphosphate specific] activity. The record is from RefSeq and is a predicted model, not a curated record. Gene Ontology annotation, biological process: polyprenol biosynthetic process.